Messenger RNA from Racocetra fulgida, 818 nucleotides. NCBI's taxonomy places the organism in Eukaryota, Fungi, Glomeromycota, Glomeromycetes, Diversisporales, Gigasporaceae. The record is from the annotation of a GenBank genome assembly.
CAGCCGUUCCAGUACUUUGGUCUGAUCCUUUCCGUUACACCACCGAUGAUAAAGAACAUUAUCCUGAAGUUAUUUUUAUUUACUUGGGUAGUCUUGAAAGGAACGCAAAACAAAAGUUUUUGUCUCAAAUCCCUGCUGAUAAAAAAUCACUCUUCAAAACUCCAACUUUUGAUUAUGUUAAAUUUUUGAAACAUUUUAAUUACUGGAUGCUUGUCAAUUCAAUUAAAGAAGCAGCAAGAAAAUUGGAAAAUCUUGAAGAAGUUCACAUAAUUUAUGCUUCACCUGAUUCAAGAACUCAACUAUUUUAUUUCAAUGAUAAUCCGGCAUUGGAAGGCAUUCUUCAUGCUCAUGUGUUAAACCUUAUUUAUAAUCGAUCUAAACGUGUGAAUUAUUUAACUAUCGCUGAUCAUUUCGGUUGUGGACACUUCCUUGAACCAAAAGAUUAUAAACAAUUUAGUCAUGUUAGGGACGUUCUCUCUAAAUUCAAAGAUCUUCGUACAUUUAAACUUAAAGUGCUCUAUCGACAUGAUCAACAAGAAGAGAAGUUACCAUCAAUCGCUAAUCAUAUUCAUUCUUUAACCACAAUCGUGAUUCGUCAUUGUAAUUUUAAGAAGAAUAAUCUUAUUCAAGAAAUCGCUCAAUGUAAAGGUUUGGUUGAAUUGAAAAUUUUAUUGUGCAGUGGAUUGACUGUUGAUAAGGCCAAACUUCUAAUCAAUGCUGAUUUUCCGAUGCUCGAAAUUGUUGAAUUAUGGGGUAAUUAUUGCAAAGAAGCUGUUAAUUGGGCUAAAAGUAUUAGUCCUCAAUUUUAUGAUGAUUAG